Molecule: messenger RNA, 1173 nt
Organism: Brassicogethes aeneus
Lineage: Eukaryota; Metazoa; Arthropoda; Insecta; Coleoptera; Nitidulidae
Source: the annotation of a GenBank genome assembly
CGAAAUGUCUCAUUAACAAGUGCAACAAAACUAAAACUACUAGCAAUGAAAGUAUGCCUAAUGAAUUAAAGACAUUUAUCAUAUAAUUAUUGUGGAAAUGGUAAUAACAAGGCGUAAAUUCUUUACUAAUAUAUUGAAUUAUCUUUUUUUGAUUGUGAGAUAUAUAAAACGAGGCAUUGCCUCAAUCAAGAUCACUCUCAGCUUGGUUCGCAUCUACGCCAGCCGCCAUGGGAGCUUGGGUCAACAUUGUCUUUUUCCUGGCUGGUAUAAUACUGGCAGAGGCAUUGCCAAAGAGACUCCAGGAUCAAGUUCAAGAUUCCACCGAUAUUCAUGAAACCUACCAAAAAGUGGUGGUGAUACCGAGCAUCGAUAUACCCCUGAAAUCGUACUACGUAGCCCGACGUGAGGAUUUAACACAAGAGCGCAAGGACUACGACUACCCCGAAGCCGUAGGGUUAGCCAACCCCCAAGAGGAAAAUCUCACCACAGAAACCAAACAAAUAGUCUACCAAAACGCUUACGCACCCAUCCAGCAUCAACAUGAUGUAAGAUCGGCAGAAUCCGCCCCGGCGUACCAAUCCUUGGACGACACCGACCACCACUCGUACCACCACAAGAAAAAAAAGAAGGAGGUCCACUAUCACCAACACAAGCACUUGCAUCAGCACGAGCACAAGCAGGAGCAUCACCACAAACAUCAAGCCAUCCACGGGCAUAAAGAGGAGCACGGGCACGAGCACAAGCACGAGCACGAGCAGAAGCACGAGCACAAGCACGAGCACGAGCAGAAGCACAAGCACGAGCACGGGCAUCACCACGGUCACAAGCACGAACACCAAGGCAAGCACGAGCACGGGCAUCACCACGGUCACAAGCACGGCCAUCACCACGGUCACAAGCACAUGCAUCACCAGGAUCACAAGCACGGCCACAAGCACCAGCACGGCCACGAUCAUCACCACAAAGGCGAGCAUUCUCAUCACCACGGUCAUGAUCACAAGCACGACGGUAAUCACGGCCACGAUCACAAGCACAGUCACCAUCACAAGCACGAUGGUAAGCACGAUCACUGGCACGGCCAUGAUCACCAUUCUGAGCACAAGCAUGUGCACGAAAAGAAGCACGGAUGGCAUGGGUAACGUGCUUUGGUGUGUUUUGUAUUGUUAAAUUUUG